GCCAAUCCGAGAGCAGGAUUCUCAGCCGCGAGUGAAGAAAGCCAAUCGGAUCCCAGGAGCGCCGGCCGGAGCGAGGACGGAGCCAAUCAGCUGUGAAGAUGAAGGUGGGGCAGAGCCGCGCGGAGUUUCAAAUCGGCCGGGGUCAGCUAAGAGCAGCUGCGAGCAGCUUCGGGUCCGCCUCUGGGGUCGCCGGGAACUACAGUGGGCAGAGAAGACUCUUGGCCAGGCAGAUGGCUUCUCGGUGGCAGGGCAUGAGGGCCUCUGUGCGCAGGAGAUCUCUCCGGAACCAUGAGCAGCUGGAGGACAGCAAGGCGCUUCAGUCUGUGGUCAGCCAUCAAGAAACCUCUACCCUGGGCUCCCUGUGCAGACAGUUCCAAAGGAGGUUGCCCCUCAGAGCUGUCAACCUCAACCUCGGGGCAGGUCCCUCCUGGAAGCGCCUCGAAACCCCAGAGCCAGGACAGCAAGACCUCCAGGGUGCUGUUCGAUCAGCUAAGAGUGCUUUGGGUGCCAUGUCCCAGAGAAUCCAGGAGUCCUGCCAGAGUGGCACCAAGUGGCUGGUAGAAACCCAUGUGAAAGCCAGGAGGGGGAAGAGAGGGGCCCAGAAGGACAGUAGCCUGCCAGCUCACAGCCUGACCCAGAAGAGCUCCCGGCUGUCUAGAGCCACCUCUGCCCACUCAGCCAUGGACUCCUGGGAGAGACAGCAUCACUACCGGUCUGUCCAGAUGGGCCUGCGUACCCCCCAACUACGGCGGUCAAGGAGGGAGGCUGCCUUCCGGAGCCCCUAUUCCUCAACAGAGCCCCUCUGCUCUCCCAGGCAAUCUGAUGGUGACCUAGAGCCUGUGGGGGCAGGAAUUCAGCAUCUCCAGAAGCUGUCCCAAGAGCUAGACGAAGCCAUUAUGGCUGAAGACAGCAGUGAUAUGACCGUCUUUCUCAUUCAUGACUAAGGACAGUGCCCUGCAGGUAACAUCCUUUUCUCCUCCUUCCCUUCUUCCUUUCCUCCCCUCCUGCCCCUCAUGCAUGAGCACCUGUGUAUAUGUGAAAGCAUAUUAAAGAAAUGAGUCUUUCCUGGAAGCACCUACAGAGCCAAUGGACACAGCAGAGGAGAAAGUAUACAAAUCUUCUUACCUGUUUGGAGCCAGGGCUGCUAACCUCACUGACCCUGUCACUAACUGAGCAUGCUGGGGACCCCUUCCAAUCCCCCAUUUAGCGGGGCAAGCUAUGGUGUCUCCACUUCCCCUGCCUUUCUGCAGUGAAGGAGGUACCCAGGGAGCUCUGUCCUACAGGAGGCAAGUGUCUGACCACCCCCAGGAUGUCUGUGCUGCCCUGUGAGCUCCCCAGAGGAUGCCCCCAGGAGUCUUCAGUACCCCUGGGCCACCGCUAAUAGGGACAUGACUAACAGGGGCCUAAAGCUUUCCUGCUCCAGCCACAUCCGGACCCAUCAGUGACCACCUGCUGCAACCUGAGAGUGACUUGGGGAGAUCUUGAAGAGAUGGGAGAAUUGUCCCUUCUCCUCCCCCAGGGCUUAGAAAUUCAUCCCAAACUUCAUUUCACCUGUGGUUGCUUCAUCUGCCAUGUGAGACCCAGGAGUGCAAAGGUGUUUGAGAGCUCUGAACCAUGUCCCUAGCAGCAGGGUCUUUGGGGAGCCCCCCAUAGCCUCCCUCACCCUCUGUGUCUCCGGGGCUGAGGCUCUUGGGCACCUGUCUCCCAUCUCUGCUUCCCCUACCAGGGCCUAGAAGAAGUUGUAGGAGACAGUUCCAGGCUUAAGACCCUGGGUUCCCGGGUACCUAUUUAUAUGCUCAGCACAGGACAAGGGUGUGCUUUGGGGAGCAGUAGAUUAUUCAAGAGCAAUUUCUGCCCUUUGUAAAUUAUUUAAGAAAUCUGCUUUGUCAUUUUAUUAGAAAGAAACCAGCGUGUGACUUUCCUAGAUAACAUUGCUUUUCAUAAUAAAAACUCUUUCUUCACUUA
Messenger RNA from Nycticebus coucang (slow loris), 1965 nucleotides. It is a transcript of the gene PIMREG, whose product is annotated as PICALM interacting mitotic regulator. Lineage: Eukaryota; Metazoa; Chordata; Mammalia; Primates; Lorisidae. The record is from RefSeq and is a predicted model, not a curated record. Bases 99 to 944 code for a protein of 281 amino acids. The transcript is spliced from 5 exons.